Linepithema humile (Argentine ant) is the source of this 1187-nucleotide messenger RNA. Its product is annotated as paraneoplastic antigen Ma6E. The record is from RefSeq and is a predicted model, not a curated record. NCBI's taxonomy places the organism in Eukaryota, Metazoa, Arthropoda, Insecta, Hymenoptera, Formicidae.
AAGAAAUGCUUGCCACACCAGCACUUCAAGUUCGAACGGUGAAAUCGUACGAUCGUUAAUUCCCACGAUCCCGUUGGAUACAUUGAAAUUAUUGUGUGUUUAUCAAGGUCGUUAGACAACUCGAGACACUUGACAAUCAUGCUAAAAUACGCCGUACUCUUCACUACUGUGUUUUGCUUGGUGCAGUCGCAACGACCAUGGCACGCCGGCACUAACAACAACCGUCUGCCUCAGGUUCUACCACAAUAUAUAGAUGAAAGAAUAGCGGCGGAACAAGCAGCGCAAGCAGCCCAAACAGGCCAAGCAAAUCUUGCAGGCCAACCAGGCCAACCAGAUCAAACAGGCCAAUUCGGCCAACCAGGUCAAACAGGCCAAUUCGGCCAGCCAGGUCAAACAGGCCAAUUCGGUCAACCAGGUCAAACAGGCCAAUUCGACCAAGCAGGUCAAGUUGGCUUAGCAAAUCAACCUGGCCAAGUCGGCGUAACAAAUCAACCAGGCCAAUUCGGCCAAGCAGGACAAAUCGGCCAAGGAGUCCAAACGAAUCAAGGAACUCCAGCAGCUGGAGCGAAUGGCGUAGUUGACGAAUCGUUGCUUGGAAAUCGAAUCGGCGCCGGAGACGCAAAUGCAGCGGCUGCACCGGCUUUUAGCCCGACCACUCAGAGAAUCCCGUUCGAUCUGCCGAUCGACGCUCACGGUGACAUCGAUUUGGUGAACAGGAUCAUGACUUGGCCGAGAGACAAGCAGCCUUUCUGGUUUAUCAACUGGCAGGCGAUCCAGGCCCAUCGCGGUGACGUGAACAAUACCGCCCAGCCGGCUGAGACGCAGCCGAAUUCGCGAUCGUUCUUCGCGGGUUAAGAAAGCGGAUAAUUUCUAAAUUCGGACACCGACAAGACUGUAAAUUUAAGCAUUUGUUUUUAGCCGUAGAAUAAGGACGCGAUCGUCGAUAUUUAUGGCCGCUGACGACAGCGGUUAUUCCUAGUCAAAGUCUGGAGAAAUAUGCGAAGUCACAUUUUGAAAGUCGUCACACAAAUUAUCAUAUCGAUCCGGUUUCUCGAUAAUAGAAGAGAGAGUUAAACGUGAUCGAAGCAUUGUGCGAGUUCGCUGAAUAUAAAAUCGUUUAAUUUUUGUAUGAAAAAAAAUAGAAAAUUUUGAGAAUAUGUAAUAAAUUCUAAUAUUUUUAAAAACAA